Molecule: messenger RNA, 1979 nt
Organism: Pieris rapae (cabbage white)
Lineage: Eukaryota; Metazoa; Arthropoda; Insecta; Lepidoptera; Pieridae
Gene: l(3)73Ah
Product: polycomb group RING finger protein 3
Exons: 5
Coding region: 122-799 (225 amino acids)
Biological process (GO): regulation of transcription by RNA polymerase II
Cellular component (GO): PRC1 complex
Source: RefSeq, a predicted model, not a curated record
AGUUGUUAAUUGUCAUUGGUGUUUGAUCUCUGCUGACUUUGCGUUUGUAUUGCUUUUAUUUUUUGUUUUUUCAUAAUUUCCUAUCCAAAACGAAUGGUUUGCAAAGAUCUUUAUUAUUAGGAUGACCAUGGAAAGGAGGAUUAAGUUAAAAACUUUAAACAGUCAUAUUACUUGUAAGAUUUGCCGCGGAUACUUCAUCGAUGCUACUACGGUCACUGAGUGUCUUCAUACGUUUUGUAAAAGCUGCCUUGUGAAACAUCUGGAGGAAAAUAAUACAUGUCCAACAUGCAACAUAGUGAUACACCAAUCACAUCCACUACAGUACAUCAGUUUCGAUCGCACCAUGCAGGACAUUGUAUACAAACUAGUACCAGACCUUCAGGAUAAUGAAAUUAAGAGAGAACGAGAUUUUUACCGUGCAAGAGGUUUACCAUGUCCUAAGGAUGCUGCUCUAGCUGCAGACAAACCUGGUGCAGGAGAUGAGCCAGAACAGCAAGAUAAUAGUGAUUGCCACAGGAAAGAUGAACAGGUGAAUGUAUGUUUGGAGUGCAUUUCAACAUCAUUGAGAACACUAAAGCGUGGUUUUAUCAGAUGUUCAGCACAGGCAACUAUCACACACCUUAAGAAAUUCAUAGCUAAGAAAAUACUAAACGGUAUUGAGAAAUAUAGAGACAUUGACAUUUUAUGUAAUGAUGAAUUACUAGGUAAGGACCACACAUUGAAAUUUGUUUACGUCACUAGGUGGAGGUUCCGAGAUCCACCACUUCGGUUACAGUAUAGGCCCAAAAUAGACAUAUAGUUUUACAAUAUAAGAAGAUUUAUAAUAUUUACAAUAGAACUCAUUUUUAUGCAGUUAGGUUUUAACCAAAAUGUGAUAGGGAGUUGUUUCUUUUAUGACCACAUAUUGUAUUAGAUUUUAAGCUCCUAUUGUAGUUACAAUCACGUUAUUGGAAAUGUUUACAGUUUGUGUAAUCAUGUAUUCCCAUAUAAGAUUGCAGGUUGACUGGGAUUCUUAAAACUUAUAGUAAAGUAUACUUUACAAUAUGGUUUAGUUUUUAAAGAAAAUCAAUAAUUAUGAAUAAUAUCAGUUUUGACUUUUUCUUGUCCAGCACCGAUGUCUGCUGUCCUGGUAGAUCAAAAAUGUAUCUAGAUUUUAAUUACCUCAUCAUGUGACAAUGACAUCAUACAAACUAAAAUAUAGUCUGUCAUUUAAAAUCUUUGAUACAAAUAUAGAAUCAGUCCUAUCAUGUUAGACUAAGUUUGCACUACUAGUAAGAACUAUAUUGUUCUGUAAAUAUGUAUUAUUUUUUGUUACUCACUUUAGAUAUUAACUUAAUUAAAACUAGCAACAACUUAAUUCAAGGCUUCCUAUCAUACAUUUAUUGAUUUUGAGAGAAAAAUUAUCUAGCUAUAAUUUGAUAGUUCAAAUUUUUUAGGUUUCUUAAUUUUCCUAGACAAUAUUACUUAUAAGCCAGCAUAAAUUAACACUGUAAAUAAUAAAUGUAUAGCAAACUAUAUAUAUACAUAAAUACCUUUUGUAUUUUUGAUGUGGUUUAAAUUAUGUACAAGUUGACAUGACUAUACAUUACAUUGUUUCAAAUGCAUUACCACAAUCAACCGCCUUUGAUCUUUUCUAAAUUUGCAAGUUUAACAAAGCAAUUGAUGCUCUCUUAUUAUGAAUAAGAAGCUUAAAAUUCAUGGUAAUACAGAAAUUGUCACAGGCAAGUUUUUAAUGUUUCAUUAUAUGUCAAUUUAUAAUGUAUAAAUACAGCCACUGUAUAAUUUUGUAUAAAUUAUAAUAUCUUCCAAAUGUAUUUCGGCUCACUGCGCUUUAAUUAUUUUUAUGUCCUUAGUUUAUUUUAUUAGUUCAAUGUUCCAUAUUUGUUAUUGUUGUAACUGCGUCAAAUUUUCGAAGUUCAACAGAAAAGAUUAUUUAGUUAUAAAAAUAUUUAAUUUGACCACAGUUUUGUGAAAUAUAU